This is a messenger RNA of Oncorhynchus masou masou (cherry salmon), 5533 nucleotides long. RefSeq names its product arf-GAP with coiled-coil, ANK repeat and PH domain-containing protein 2-like. Gene Ontology annotation, cellular component: cytoplasm. Gene Ontology annotation, molecular function: protein binding; GTPase activator activity. Lineage: Eukaryota; Metazoa; Chordata; Actinopteri; Salmoniformes; Salmonidae. The coding region runs from base 415 to 3549 and encodes 1044 amino acids. The transcript has 30 exons. The record is from RefSeq and is a predicted model, not a curated record.
CAGAAGAGAGCCUUCUCUUUGGAUGGUCCAAGUAUCACUCAAGUCGUUUUUUCAUGGAUCAGGAAACACUGGACACGAUGAUUCGUAGAUACAGCAGCAGCAGUUUGUAAUUGUAUGCGUGAAAUGAAAAGCCUCAUCCCACUUGGCUGCUAUAACCUAGCUAGUGAAGCGUUAUUUUCCUAUUCAAUUUAACAAACAAAAAAACGAUCAGUUUAAAAUAUAUUUUAUUUAAGUAGUUAUUUUACUUGUAAUUUGUUUAUGGUUGCAUUGUCGGGAACAUAUUAUUUGUCAACCAGCUUUGCCGACGUGUUGUGGAUUGAUUCCCAGCUCUUUAACGGGGUAGCCGAGUCCAAAACAAGGGACAGCUGUUUAUAAUCCUAGUGUAUUAAUCCCUGUUUUUACUUGUUCAAGAAGAUGAAGAUAACGGUGGAAUUCGAGGAAUGUCUCAAAGACUCUCCGAGAUUCAGGGCCACUAUAGAGGAAGUGGAAGGGGAUGUUGGAGAGUUGGAGUCCAAACUCGACAAGCUGGUGAAGCUAUGCAUCGGGAUGAUCGACGCCGGCAAGGCUUACAACACGGCAAACAAACAGUUUGUCAAUGGAAUCCGCGAGCUCGCUGCGAGCUCCACCAAAGAUGAAGUCAUUGAGUCCAGUCUCACAACGUUUGCUGAGAGUCUGCAGGAGAUGAUCAACUAUCACACGAUUCUGUUUGACCAGGCCCAGCGAUCGAUUAAGACACAGCUUCUAUCAUUUGUCAAAGAGGACCUGCGGAAGUUCAAAGAGGCUAAGAAGCAGUUUGACAAGGUGAGUGAGGAGAAGGAGGCGGCGUUGAACAAGAACGCCCAGGCGCCUCGCAACAAGCAGCACGAGGUGGAGGAGGCCACCAACAUCCUGACGGCUACGCGCAAGUGCUUCCGCCACAUCGUCCUUGACUACGUCCUCCAGAUCAAUGUACUACAGUCCAAGAGAAGAUCAGAAAUUCUCAAAUCGAUGCUGUCCUUCAUGUACGCCCACCUGACCUUCUUCCAUCAGGGUUACGACCUUUUCAGUGAACUGCAACCGCUGAUGAAACAACUGGGGGGACAGCUGGACCUGCUGGUGGUGGAUGCAGCCAAAGAGAAGAGGGACAUGGAGCAGAAACACUCCACCAUUCAACAGAAGGACUUCUCGAAUGACGACACCAAGCUGGAGUACAAUGUGGACGCAGACAAUGGCAUUGCGAUGGAGGGCUACCUGUUUAAGAGGGCCAGCAACGCCUUCAAAACAUGGAACAGGCGCUGGUUCUCCAUUCAAAACAAUCAGCUAGUUUACCAGAAGAAGUUCAAGGAUAAUCCCACAGUGGUGGUGGAGGACUUGCGGCUAUGUACAGUCAAACACUGUGAAGAUAUCGAACGCCGCUUCUGCUUUGAAGUGGUGUCACCCACCAAGAGUUGUAUUAUGCAGGCUGACUCUGAGAAGCUGAGGCAGGCUUGGAUCAAAGCUGUCCAGAACAGCAUCGCCACUGCCUUCAGGGAGCAGGGAGAGGACGCCGAGAAGCUGGACCGGAAGUCUUCCACAUCCACAGGCAGCCUGGACUCAGGCGGCGAGCCCAAAGAGAGGUCACUGAAAGGGGAGAGCGCCCUCCAGAGGGUCAUGGUCAUUGGGGGCAACGCCUGCUGCUGUGACUGUGGUCAACCUGACCCACGCUGGGCCAGCAUCAACCUGGGCAUCACCCUCUGUAUCCAGUGCUCUGGGAUACACAGGAGUCUGGGGGUCCAUUUCUCCAAAGUGCGCUCGCUCACCCUGGACUCAUGGGAACCGGAACUACUCAAGCUGAUGUGUGAGCUGGGUAACGGGGUCAUCAACCAGAUCUACGAGGCUGGGAGAGAGGAGCUGGGAGCCAUGAAGCCAAAGCCGACAGACCCCAGGCGCUGGUUCUCCAUUCAAAACAAUCAGCUAGUUUACCAGAAGAAGUUCAAGGAUAAUCCCACAGUGGUGGUGGAGGACUUGCGGCUAUGUACAGUCAAACACUGUGAAGAUAUCGAACGCCGCUUCUGCUUUGAAGUGGUGUCACCCACCAAGAGUUGUAUUAUGCAGGCUGACUCUGAGAAGCUGAGGCAGGCUUGGAUCAAAGCUGUCCAGAACAGCAUCGCCACUGCCUUCAGGGAGCAGGGAGAGGACGCCGAGAAGCUGGACCGGAAGUCUUCCACAUCCACAGGCAGCCUGGACUCAGGCGGCGAGCCCAAAGAGAGGUCACUGAAAGGGGAGAGCGCCCUCCAGAGGGUCAUGGUCAUUGGGGGCAACGCCUGCUGCUGUGACUGUGGUCAACCUGACCCACGCUGGGCCAGCAUCAACCUGGGCAUCACCCUCUGUAUCCAGUGCUCUGGGAUACACAGGAGUCUGGGGGUCCAUUUCUCCAAAGUGCGCUCGCUCACCCUGGACUCAUGGGAACCGGAACUACUCAAGCUGAUGUGUGAGCUGGGUAACGGGGUCAUCAACCAGAUCUACGAGGCUGGGAGAGAGGAGCUGGGAGCCAUGAAGCCAAAGCCGACAGACCCCAGGCAGGAGAUCGAAGCCUACAUCAGGGCCAAGUAUGUGGACCGGCGUUUCGUGCAGCGCCCGUCCAAUGAAGAGUUACGCGCCAAGGUGGUGUCCCUGGCCAAACGGGAGAAGAAGCUGAGCGGCAGCACGGAGCACCUGCCCCCCCGGCCGCCCCCGCCCACGCCCAAACUCCGGCCCUCCUCCAACGCCUCAGGUCAGUCAGCUGCUGCCAAAGGCUUGAAGGCGCGCCGCGACUCUCUCUUCUGUCCAGACGAGCUUGACUCGCUCUUCUCCUACUUUGACACCUCUGCCAAGCUCAGGAGCAUAAGAAGUGCAGACAGUGGCAUCCAGAACAGUGCAGAAGGAAGUAGGGAGAUGCUGGCCAACAACAGCCUGGCUGAAGCAGAAGCUGCGGAGGCGCCCCCCAUGGCCAUGCCUGCCACACUGCCCCCCCCAUCGCCCUGUAAGGAGCUGGUGGUGUUCUCGGAGCCCAAGGAGUACUCCUCGGGGCUGCAGCUGUACUGGGCCUCAUGUGCCCGCAGCCUGCCCGACAUGGCCGAGGCCCUGGCCCACGGAGCGGAGGUCAACUGGGUCAACACCGACGACGACAAGAGGACCCCGCUCAUCAUGGCUGUGCAGGGGGGCUCGUUGGUGACCUGUGAGUUCCUGCUCCAGAACGCAGGAAACGUGAACCAGCAGGACGCCCUGGGUCGAGGACCCCUCCACCACGCCACCAUCCUGGGACACACCGGUCAAGUGUGUUUGUUCCUGAAAAGAGGAGCCAAUCAGAACGCGGCAGACAUUGACGCGAAAACGCCCCUAUCCAUGGCAGUGGACGCUGCCAAUGCAGACAUCGUCACAUUACUGCGAUUGGCCAAGAUGAACGAGGAGAUGCGGGAGGCGGAGGGGCCCUACAUGCAGUCAGGAGAUGAAACCUACCAAGACAUUUUCCAGGAUUUUUCCCAGAUGGCUUCAAACGAUCCGGAGAAGCUGAACCGCUACCAGCAGUAUGACUCACAGCAGAGGCCAUGAGGGAGGGAGACAACCUGGAAGUCUGUGGAAGCUGUCUGGGCUUUUUCCUGGUCAGUGCUGUACUCAGCACGAGUAUUGGAGGGUCUGUUUCACCGGAACCUCAAUGGUGAAGGUGUCUGUGGUAUAUCAUUUUUAAUUGGUUUGAAUGGGUCUACAAUUGUACAUUUUAAAGUUAAAAAUGUAUACAUUUCAUUGAGGCUGGUUGGCUCAGGAUUGUGAACCUAAACAAUGUUUUAUGAGACUCUGGACUGGUGCCCAGUUGGUAAAACAGUUCACAUUUGAACCUGAAUGGUACAGUAUUAUGCUUUAUAUAUAAUGUGACAGUUUGGUUCAAAACAUAACCAUAAACAAAAAUCGAGUCGAGUCGUAAUUGUUGUUUCUGAAUUCAUAUAAACCAAAUAGACCACUCAUCGUGUCUUUUGAGGUUUAGUAGGCUUUUUACAUGUAGAUACUUUAAAAAUAUAUAUAUUAAAAAAAAAACAUUUUAUUUGAGCUAUCAAUUUGCUAAUAUCGUCCCAUUUCAAUGUGGUGUUUUUGUUUAUAAAUAAGCAGCACCUUUUUGUGAUUUUGACUAUAGUGUGUUUUCACAGCAUUCAUCUGUUCUAUGUUAAAAAUGAAAGUUAAUGUUAAUGGCUGGCCACCCACUUUCCUCGUCAACACUGUUUUGUACGGUGAAACGUUGGUGUGAAGUGCUCAUGUUGCUGAGGUGUAGGUUUGUCACUCUUCCGUUACUCUUCCGUUACUGUUGAAAACCCCUUCAUGUGGCUCAUGCAGAAAUGUUGAUUGUGGGUAUUUUUCUGUUUUACAUUUUUUUGAUGAGGCAAUACUUUUUGUUUUUGUGAUUUUUUUUAAAGAUCUGAAGGAGGGUAAUCUGUUUAUUUUUUUGUGUGUGUGAGGAAGACAAGCCUUAUGUUUUUAAAGUAUAAUUUCAUAUUCAAUCUUGUUUUAGACCGGAAACAAUGACUGUUAAAAAGAGAAAAGAUGACAUGUUAGGCUCUUUCUGUACGUUUGAAUUUAGGUCCCCAUAUUGUAGUAUCCACUUUUCUGACGUCUCACUAUUUUAAACAGUAUUAUAGCAUCCUGUUCAUUGGAUAGCACAAAACGACUUCUAUAAAACAUACCUUGUUUAUUAGUAUAGUAGUGUGUUAGAAACACUAACGAGCAUGUACCACCUUCCUGGAUGCUACUACUGUGGCAUUGCAUUUACAAUAUGAGGAGCUUUCUCAAGCCCUGUUUAUACCUGGUGCUAAUGCUCUCAAGCCCUGUUUAUACCUGGUGCUAUCAUUUGCCUUUUGUCCUGAUCUUGUCCACAUUCUGAUUGGGCCCACAUUUUGAAAUGGGUGUAGAUGAUUAAAGCAACUGAUUGUGAUCAGAUCCUCCUUACCACUUCUGGAGGAGGUCUUUGUAAACCGAUCUGGAUUGUCAAACCAUUUAAAUCCACCCUCAUCAUUGACAUGGGCCACCAUGGACCGAAGGCAUCAAUAUUGGUCUAUAACGUAAAAUAAAAAUGAUUAUAUCACAUGUAAAUGAAAUGUGUAACUAGGGAUUUUCCUUUCUUGACUUUUAUUGGACUCUAACUUGUAAACUCUGCCCACUGAGCUUUCAUCCAACCAAUUAAUUUGUCCCAACUACUUCUGUAGGUGGUCAGGAAGAUCUGAUCAGUGUUUUUUACAUUUUUUGUUAGCACCAGUUAUAAAGUGGGCUAUUCUUAAAUACAACAUGUGAUACAGAUCUUGUACAGCUUUUGAAUAGGCAUACGUUAAAUCUAAAGUAGUGGUACUUGAAUCAUUAAAUAAGCGCUUGUAAAUGCUGAUAAUAUAAAAAAGACAAUUACAAGAUGAAAUUGUCUCCCUAUACCACUCAGAUAUGCAUAUUAUCGAUAUAAUUAAGGACUAUAUUACAUUUACUGCAAAUCAUGGACUGAAUUUCUUGCUGAAUGUUGAACUGUUUUGUUGUAUUGAUUUUAUAAAGCAAUUUUCCGUUC